AUGGCGAACCGGCAAAUCACGCGGCGUAUCGCCAUCAGCGCUGUGAUAUCAAUAUGCUUUGUCGUUUUCCUCUUCGUUCGGCCACAGGGCCCACCAAGCCCGGCAGUCCGAGCCCCCGGACAUAUCUCGCAUGCAGCGCCAGCACCCGGGAUCUCUAUCCAAGAGGACACGCUGAAAGGACCCGUGGUGAUGCCAAAACUGGGAAAUGCAACAGCCAAAGCCGAGCUCGGUCGUGCAACCUGGAAGUACUUCCAUACCGUCAUGGCGCGUUUCCCCGAGAAGCCUACCGAAGACCAGCAGGAGGCCCUCCGCUCUUACAUCCAUCUCUUUGCGCGACUCUACCCUUGUGGCGAAUGCGCCGAGCAUUUCCAGCAGCAUUUGAUUAAAUAUCCGCCACAAGUGUCGUCGCGCAAAGCAGCCGCAGGGUGGGGGUGUUUCAUCCACAAUGAAGUCAACGCGAUGCUCGACAAAUCAGAAUUUGACUGCACGAACCUGGGGGCUUUCUAUGACUGUGGCUGCUCGGAAGAAGAAAUCGAGGGCGGUGGCGAGGGCCUCGAAGCCAAAGGAGCUGCUUCGACUGCGAGUCACGCAGACAGCCAUACGGGUCGUUCCGAUCUUCCCGAUCACCUGGCCGUGGAGAUCUCCAAGGAAGCGUAA
Messenger RNA from Penicillium macrosclerotiorum, 657 nucleotides. Its product is annotated as flavin-linked sulfhydryl oxidase ERV2. NCBI's taxonomy places the organism in Eukaryota, Fungi, Ascomycota, Eurotiomycetes, Eurotiales, Aspergillaceae. Gene Ontology annotation, cellular component: mitochondrion. The transcript has 3 exons. Gene Ontology annotation, molecular function: flavin adenine dinucleotide binding; flavin-dependent sulfhydryl oxidase activity. The coding region runs from base 1 to 657 and encodes 218 amino acids. The record is from RefSeq and is a predicted model, not a curated record.